Messenger RNA from Sus scrofa (pig), 1622 nucleotides. RefSeq names its product cyclin A2 (gene CCNA2). The record is from RefSeq and is marked provisional. Gene Ontology annotation, molecular function: cyclin-dependent protein serine/threonine kinase regulator activity. Gene Ontology annotation, biological process: mitotic cell cycle phase transition. NCBI's taxonomy places the organism in Eukaryota, Metazoa, Chordata, Mammalia, Artiodactyla, Suidae.
GGUCGGCGGGACGCAGUGCACGCUGCUUGGCGCCGCAGGCUGAUCCCGUCGCGCCCCCGGGAGCAGUGAUGUUGGGCAGCUCCGCGCCCGGGCCUGUGGCCCGCGAGGCGGGCUCGGCGUUGCUAACAUUGCAGCAGACGGCGCUCCAAGAGGACCAAGAGAACAUCAACCCCGAGAAGGCUGCGGCCGCCCAGCAGCCCCGGACCCGGGCUGGGCUGGCGGUACUGAAGGCCGGGAACUCACGGGGUCCAGCGCUGCAGCAGAGGCCUAAGACGCGACGGGUUGCGCCUCUUAAGGAUCUUCCUAUAAAUGAUGAGCAUGUCACUGUUCCUCCUUGGAAAGCAAACAGUAAACAACCUGCAUUUACCAUUCAUGUGGAUGAAGCAGAAGAAGAGACUCAAAAGAGGCCAGCUGAAUCUAAAAAACCAGAAAGUGAAGAUGUCCUGGCUUUUAAUUCAGCUGUUACUUUACCUGGACCAAGAAAACCACUGGUACCUCUUGAUUACCCAAUGGAUGGUAGUUUUGAGUCACCACAUACUAUGGACAUGUCAAUUGUAUUGGAAGAUGAAAAGCCAGUGAGUGUUAAUGAAGUUCCAGACUACCAUGAGGACAUUCACACAUACCUUAGGGAAAUGGAGGUUAAAUGUAAGCCUAAAGUGGGUUACAUGAAGAAACAGCCAGACAUUACUAACAGUAUGAGGGCUAUCCUCGUGGACUGGUUAGUUGAAGUAGGAGAAGAAUAUAAACUACAGAAUGAGACCCUGCAUUUGGCUGUGAACUACAUUGAUAGGUUUCUUUCAUCGAUGUCUGUGUUGAGAGGAAAACUUCAGCUUGUGGGCACUGCUGCUAUGCUGUUGGCCUCAAAAUUUGAAGAAAUAUAUCCCCCAGAAGUAGCGGAGUUUGUAUACAUUACAGAUGACACUUAUACUAAGAAACAAGUUUUGAGAAUGGAGCACCUCGUUUUGAAAGUCCUUGCUUUUGACUUAGCUGCACCAACAAUAAAUCAGUUUCUUACCCAGUACUUUCUGCACCAGCAGUCUGCAAACUGCAAAGUUGAAAGUUUAGCCAUGUUUUUGGGAGAGUUAAGUUUGAUAGAUGCUGACCCGUACCUAAAGUAUUUGCCAUCAGUUACUGCUGCAGCAGCCUUUCAUUUAGCACUCUACACAGUCACGGGACAAAGCUGGCCUGAAUCAUUAGUACAAAAGACUGGAUAUACGCUGGAAACGCUUAAGCCUUGUCUCCUGGACCUUCACCAGACCUACCUCAGAGCACCACAGCAUGCACAACAGUCAAUAAGAGAGAAAUACAAAAAUUCCAAGUAUCAUGGUGUUUCUCUCCUCAACCCACCAGAGACACUAAAUAUUUAACAGUGAAAGACUGCCUUUGUUUUCUAAGAUGUAAAUCACUCUAAGUAUAUGGUGUACAGAUUUUUUUUUUAGGUUUUAAUUUUACAAUCAUUUCUGAAUAUGGUCAAGUAUGGUCAAGUUAUGGUCAAGUACAAAUUAUGGUAUCUAUCACUUUUUAAAUGGUUUUAAUUUGUAUAUCUUUUGUACAUGUAACUAUCUUAGAUAUUUGGCUAAUUUUAAGUGGCUUUUGUUAAAGUAUUAAUGAUGCCAGCUGCC